AUGACAAACAAAAAUGAGCAACACAAUACUACAACCACCUCAUCACCAUCAAUCUCAAAGUCAACCACUACAGCAAGUUCUAUCCCAAUUUCUGACUGUGGUGACAAAAGUCCAAAACAAACCGAUGAUGCAGAUCCUAUGGUCAUUCCUUUAACUUCGAGGCAUACAUCAACAACUUGGACUCACUUUACAAGAAAACGAGUUGGGAAGGAAAUAAAAGUUGAAUGCAACUACUGCAAUAAGCAACUUACUGGAGGACCAAGAGCGGGGACAAGUCACUUAACCGAGCAUGCAAAUAAAUGUGUCAAAAGAAAAUGUUUAAAUAUUCAACAAACAAGGCUAUUUGGAACACAAGCUAAAGAUGGUGGUUCGAAUGACACUCUUUCUUUGGCACCAUAUGAAUUCCGCCAACAUAAAGGGAGAAAAGACUUGGCAGAAAUGGUCAUUUUGCAUGAAUACCCUCUUACCAUUGUUGAGCAUUAUGGCUUUAGGAAGUACUCCAAUACACUUCAACCAAGCUUUAAAGUUCUGCUUCGUAAUACAACCAAUAAAGAUAUCAUGCAAAGAUAUGAGACUGAAAAAGAGGGCAUAAGUGCAUUGUUGAUAAAAACAAAUAGUAUGAUCGCCUUGACCACUGACAUGUGGACCUCAAGCAAUCAAAGAAAGAGAUACAUGGCUGUCACAGCACACUUUAUUGACAAUGGAUGGAAACUCCAAAGUCGAACACUUAGGUUUUUGUAUGUCCCGACACCUCACAUGGUUGAGGUUCUUACUGAACAUUUGAAAGAAUGCAUCCACUCCUGGAAUAUUGAUAUCAGGUUGUCUUCUAUAACUGUGGAUAAUUGCACAACUAAUGAUGCUAUGAUUGAUACUUUGCGUCAAGAGUUUCCUUAUGGCUCGCUAAUGUUGCAUGGAUAUGGGUUGAGUGCUGUGAUAAAAAAUGGUCUUGAUAGAAUUAGGGAUAUUGUUGCCUUUUGGACUGCUUCAGAUAAAAGAAACCAAAAAUUUGAACAAGUAGCUAAGCAAGUGGUUCCUGAAUGUACAAAAAAGUUACAACUUGAUUACAAGACUAGGUGGAAUUCGACCUAUGACAUGCUUAUGGUUGCUUUAAAUUAUAAGGAGGUAUUUGUUAUCUUGAGUGGUCGUGAAAGUUUGUUUAAGAAUCUGCCACUUAAUGAAGAUUGA
Molecule: messenger RNA, 1185 nt
Organism: Hibiscus syriacus
Lineage: Eukaryota; Viridiplantae; Streptophyta; Magnoliopsida; Malvales; Malvaceae
Product: zinc finger BED domain-containing protein RICESLEEPER 2-like
Exons: 3
Coding region: 1-1185 (394 amino acids)
Molecular function (GO): DNA binding
Source: RefSeq, a predicted model, not a curated record